AACUGAUCACUAGAUUAAGAGAUGCGUUAGAAAAUAGGUCGAUUGUGAGAAAAGGACAUGGUGCGCCCAAUUUGGAAAUGGAGGCGAGGCUCACAAAGAAAUUUGAGGCAAUAUUGGAUAAAGUGUCCAACCAGAAACUAGAAACACAAGACAAGGAACAUAAAAUCUUGGCACUGUUAGAAAAUUUGGACGAACCUAAAGAAAAAUCUCUGGAAGAUAAAAUUCUUGAAAAAUUGGAAUCUCUUUCAGUAGCAGCGGGAAAGCCGGGGCAAUCUGAAAAUAUUUGCGGAGUUCAGGAGGACUGGGACGGCCAGGACGAGUGUGACUGGGACGGCCAGGACGAGUGUGACUGGGACGGCCAGGACGAGUGUGACUGGGACGGUGAGGACCAGGAUGACUGGGGCGACCCGUGUCAGGGCGCUUGGGGCGGCCAGGGCCAAGGGUCCUGGGGAACGAGGGCCUAUCGGGGCGCUUGUUUUGCGUGCUACAGCCUCGACCAUAAAAUAGCUCAAUGCCCAAUUAUGCAAAAUUUCCAAAACGAGUAAAAUAUAAAUAGCAUAAGUUUCAGUAAUUCAAGUUGGAGUGAAUUGGCUUUGUUUGGUACACAGGCAAACGUCGUUUUUGUGUCUUGUUUUUAAGGUAAUUUUAAGGAAAAUUGUAAAUUUAAGCUAUUAUUAUGUAAGUCUGGGAUAAGUGGGAGUAAUUUGAGAGCAGCGGCAGAGGCGCUAGAGCUUGAAUUGAAGUGCAACUACAAGGUGAGAUAAAAUUUUCGGAGUACUCAACAAAUUUGGUACGUACAGUGGGCGUGAGUUCUUUCUCUUUUUCUUGAUUGGGAGUCAUUACGCGUACUGGUGCACCUCCACGUGGUGCAGGCA
Thrips palmi is the source of this 875-nucleotide messenger RNA. RefSeq lists its product as uncharacterized. Bases 78 to 545 code for a protein of 155 amino acids. The transcript is spliced from 2 exons. The record is from RefSeq and is a predicted model, not a curated record. Lineage: Eukaryota; Metazoa; Arthropoda; Insecta; Thysanoptera; Thripidae.